CCCCUUCUCCCUCCCAGAGAUUCACAAAGACAACUUGUCUUUUCCGCAGCAUCUUGUCCAAAACUGAGGAAGGAAAGCUAUUGUAUUUUUACCUUUACUCCGAACUAUCACAUCGAUAGCCUGAAUCCCCUCCUGAAUUCCAAGCCGUCCUGUUCCGGCUGCUUUCUGAUCUUUCUGAAGUGGGAAGGAAGGGAAGCAAAUUCAGAGAGAGCCGUAACUGCAGGAGGUCAAGGACAGAGUCCGUUGUCUGCCUCUCUAUCCUUUGAUCUCAUCAACCCGUAGGUAUCAAACUAAGGUGUGAAUCGUCAAGCUAUCCCAUUUCAGCUUAAAAAUAAUACGACUAAAAGGCAGCAUUUCCGCCGUCCCAUGUCUUUGUGCUCUGUCCCUUGGUAGAGAGGAGGCCCUGAAUGGUGGAAGAGAAUCAUACCUCAGCAGUGGAGUUCAUUCUCGAGGGCUUGAGCGAUCAUCCCAAGAUGAAGGCAGCCCUCUUCGUGGUGUUUCUGCUCAUCUACGUCGUCACCCUUUUGGGCAACGCGGGGAUAAUCGUCCUCAUCCGAGGUGACCCCAGGCUCCACACUUCCAUGUACUUCUUCCUCGGCAGCCUCUCCGUGGUUGACAUCUGCUUCUCCUCCGUGAUCGCCCCCAGGACUCUGGUGAACUUCCUGGCAGAGAGGAGGACCAUUUCCUUCGCUGGCUGCACAGGUCAAACUUUCUUCUACAUUGUCUUUGUGACCACUGAGUGCUUCCUGCUGGCUGUCAUGGCGUACGACCGGUACGUUGCCAUCUGCAACCCACUGCUCUACUCAACCGUUAUGACUCGCAGGCAGUGCGUGCGGCUAGUGGUGGGGUCCUACGUCGGGGGCAUCCUCAAUGCCGUCGUACAGAUGGCUUUCAUCGUCAGGCUGCCCUUCUGCAGCUCCAACGUCAUAAACCACUUCUUCUGCGACGUUCCUCCCCUCCUGGCCCUGUCCUGUGCCAGCACCUACGUCAACGAGAUGAUCCUCUUCUCCUUAGCUGGCGUCAUUGAACUCGGCACCAUCGCCGCCAUCCUGGUCUCCUACGUCUUCAUCUCCUGUGCCAUCUUGAGGAUGCGUUCAGCUGGAGGCAGGCAAAAAGCCCUCUCCACCUGCGCCUCUCACCUGACAGCCGUCACCCUGUUGUACGGAACAACGAUAUUCAUGUAUUUGCGCCCCAGCUCUAGUUAUUCCCUCGGCACGGACAAGGUGGUCUCUGUCUUCUACACGGUGGUGAUUCCAAUGCUGAACCCGCUCAUCUACAGCCUGAGGAACCAGGAGGUGAAGGGCGCGCUGAGCAGAAUGGCAGAAAGGAUUACGGUUAGGGUCUGAGCAGGGCGGAUGGCUCGGGAGCUGAAGAAGACCCUGAAAACCACAAAUGCGCUGAGCAUCGUAGGCCGGGUCUCAGGCCACCCAGCUACGGGGAUUUACCUCGGGCUGUGGAGGCUCUGACCACGGAGAUG
Molecule: messenger RNA, 1477 nt
Organism: Numida meleagris (helmeted guineafowl)
Lineage: Eukaryota; Metazoa; Chordata; Aves; Galliformes; Numididae
Product: olfactory receptor 1052-like
Exons: 1
Coding region: 408-1346 (312 amino acids)
Biological process (GO): G protein-coupled receptor signaling pathway; sensory perception of smell
Cellular component (GO): membrane
Molecular function (GO): odorant binding; G protein-coupled receptor activity; olfactory receptor activity
Source: RefSeq, a predicted model, not a curated record